Messenger RNA from Adelges cooleyi (spruce gall adelgid), 1602 nucleotides. RefSeq names its product inositol-3-phosphate synthase-like. Gene Ontology annotation, biological process: phospholipid biosynthetic process; inositol biosynthetic process. The transcript has 5 exons. Gene Ontology annotation, cellular component: cytoplasm. Gene Ontology annotation, molecular function: inositol-3-phosphate synthase activity. The record is from RefSeq and is a predicted model, not a curated record. Lineage: Eukaryota; Metazoa; Arthropoda; Insecta; Hemiptera; Adelgidae. The coding region runs from base 1 to 1602 and encodes 533 amino acids.
AUGUCAGCCAAAAAUUGCAACAACAGCAACAACGUAGUCGUUCAGGUGGUCGGCCCAAACGUACAUUAUUCGAACGACUACAUUGAGUCUACUAUCGACUAUCCGAUUAACUAUGCCAUGGAAAAGGGCAACACCGUUUCGGUCAAACCGACCACGACAAAACUUCGUAUUCGUACCAAGAAAACAGUGCCCAAGACGGGACUCAUGAUGGUUGGCUUAGGUGGCAAUAACGCUACUACGUUAGCAGCAGGCAUACUAGCUAAUAAAUAUGGCUAUACCUGGGAAUCGAAAACGGGCGUAAUGACCCCAAAUUGGUAUGGGUCCAUUUCGCAGUCUUCCACCUUACGCAUUGGUAUGGAUGCGACUGGCAAAGAUGUGUACGUGCCGUUGAAAAGUUUAGUCCCCAUGAUCAACCCGAACGAUUUGGAAAUCGACGGCUGGGACAUAUCAUCGCUUGACCUCGGUCAGGCUAUGCAAAGGGCUCAGGUUUUAGAUGUCGAGUUGCAAAAAAAACUGAUGAACCACAUGAGCAAGAUUAAACCGAGACCGUCGAUUUACAUACCCGAUUUCAUUGCGGCCAAUCAAUCUGACCGUGCUGACAACGUGAUCAAAGGCAAUAGCAAAUCUGGAGCAGUCGAUCAGGUCAGGGCGGACAUCAGGGAUUUUAAAGAGAAAAAAGGCCUAGAUCAAGUCAUCGUACUAUGGACGGCCAAUACAGAACGGUUCAGUAACGAAGAACCUGGCCUCAACGAUACGGCGGAAAAUUUAAUGAGGUCAAUAUGUAAAAAUGCUUCAGAAAUUUCACCCUCGACCCUGUUUGCUGUCGCUUCCAUACUAGAAGGGUGUACGUACAUCAAUGGAUCUCCGUCAAACACGUUUGUAAAAGGCGUCAUCGAGCUGGCCGAACAAUAUGAUGUUCACAUAGCCGGCGAUGACUUUAAGUCCGGUCAAACUAAACUCAAGUCAGUGCUCGUUGACUUCCUCGUCGGCGCCGGGAUCAAACCCGUUUCCAUUGUGAGCUACAACCAUUUGGGCAACAAUGACGGUUACAAUUUGUCGGCGCCUCAACAAUUUCGGUCUAAAGAAAUUUCCAAAAGCAACGUCGUCGACGACAUUGUACAAUCAAACAACAUAUUGUAUAAGCCCAACGAAAAGCCCGACCACUGUGUCGUCAUUAAGUAUGUUCCGUACGUCGGAGAUUCUAAGAGGGCAAUGGACGAAUACUCCUCAGAGAUAUUUUUGAACGGAAAAAACACCAUGAUUAUACAUAACACGUGUGAAGACUCGUUACUGGCGUCUCCGAUUAUACUGGACUUGGUCGUGUUGGCUGACGUUUUUAGCCGAAUCGAAGUUGGGUCGGACAGUUCUGCCUACACACCUUUGUAUCCCGUCUUGUCGGUGUUAUCGUACAUGCUAAAAGCACCAGUAGUUCCAAGAGGCGCUCCGGUCGUGAAUUCUCUUUUCCGACAAAAAACAUGUAUAGAAAACAUUCUUAGAGCGUGUUUGGGGUUGCCAGCUGAAGGCAACAUGCUUUUGGAAUACAUGCUACCGGCCAAUGUGUUUGUGAGUCCUUCUUCCAAUUGCAACAACCGUGCCGACUAG